This is a messenger RNA of Paralichthys olivaceus (Japanese flounder), 974 nucleotides long. Lineage: Eukaryota; Metazoa; Chordata; Actinopteri; Pleuronectiformes; Paralichthyidae. The record is from RefSeq and is a predicted model, not a curated record.
GAGUGCCAGUUUCUCCCAGGCCACACGAAGCAAUCUGUUUGUUGGGAGCGACUCUGCUGUGCAGAAACUCUCUCAUGGCUUCUCCCAUUGUCUAAAUGGCAUGGGUGCCCAGUUGCAUGGUUUCUACAGUUUGCCCAAACCUGGAAAACACCAGUUACCAUCGCACGACGACUCGUCCCAGGAGGCCUGUUACGUGCUUCCGCGGGUUCACAGCUCCGAGGCGCCGACUCACAGUGGGCUGGGCGACCCCGAGCUGGAGAACGAGGAGGAUUACACCUUCAAAACGCCCUGUAACGCCCUAGCCACCAUGCACAACAACGAGCGUCAGCCUGACAAUUACGACAUUCCCACGACGCCUGGCUCCUUCUAUCAGAUCCCCCGGACGUUUGACAAGAAUCACAAUGCCUUGACACCCUCCAGCUCCGAGUCGUCCUGUGCGCCUCCUCCCAGGCCCCCGAAACCCAGCCAGGGGUCAGAGGGGCAGUGGGGGAGUCCCCAGUCAGUAGGAAGCCAGAACGGAGAGGUGACGUCUGCAGUGUCGGUUAUCCCACGCAGGAAUACUCUCCCUGCUGUUGAGAACAUCAGGCUGCACAGAGGCUCCUCCUUUGAAACGAACAGCCAUCACCGUCCCAUCCAUUUCAGCAACUCAGGCCAGUCUGUGGAGUCUGUCAAUGACGGGUUCAGCUCCUACUUGAGAACCAAAGCCCCCCUGACUCGCUCAGACAGCGGCAACUCGGAUGACAACUACGUGCCCAUGAAUCCUGGCUCCUCGCCACUCAGCGCUGCGCUGGCUGACAGUCCUAAGAAUAUCUACAUCCCCAUGAGCCCUGGGCCACAUCACUUUGAUUUCCCAGGAUUCUCUGCAACGUUACCUGCCCGCAAGGGGAGCAGUGCCUCCCUGUGUCACAGGCCCAGCCGUCUCAGCGAUGUUACCCCACCACCCAUCAACCGUAACCUCAAACCUAACAGGAAAU